This is a messenger RNA of Cannabis sativa, 1455 nucleotides long. Its product is annotated as peptidyl-prolyl cis-trans isomerase CYP21-4. The record is from RefSeq and is a predicted model, not a curated record. The transcript has 8 exons. Gene Ontology annotation, molecular function: peptidyl-prolyl cis-trans isomerase activity. Gene Ontology annotation, biological process: protein peptidyl-prolyl isomerization. Bases 411 to 1148 code for a protein of 245 amino acids. Lineage: Eukaryota; Viridiplantae; Streptophyta; Magnoliopsida; Rosales; Cannabaceae.
CUAUCCAAAAAAAUAAAAAUCCUCAUAUGGGGUCCACCCUUCUUUUGAAAUUAUGGGUCCAAUUCAAUCUAACACAACUGUAGAUGUAGAAUGAAAUUGUACUUGAAAGAAACAUAAAAAGAAGAAGAACGACAAACAAAGAACAAAAACUUUACUUAUUUAAAAAAAAAAAACAGAAACAACUUUUAAAACACAUAACAAAAUAUUAAUUAAAUACCAAAAAAAAAAAAACAUAAACGAAAACAAAGCAACCGAAGCAGGCAAUCUCCAUAGUCAUCACCAUCUGGUCCAUCUCCAUUUCCAACAUCAAAAACAAUCUCUCCCAUCCAACGGUCUUAAUUUCAUCGAUUUCAAUCACUUUAAACCUCUUCUUCUUCAAAUUUAACGGUAGUUGAAGUUUGAAGCUCAUCAUGGCUAGGAUAAAACCUCAGGCUUUAUUACUUCAAAGCAAAAAGAAGAAGGGCCCAACUCGAAUCAGCAUCACUACCAUAAUUUUGUGCAAUUUAUUAGUUGUAUUGAUUGUUUUGUGCUUAUUUGGCUCAUAUCGCCACUGGUCUAGAAGGGCAUUGGAGCAAGGCGGGUCUGGAUUGCCAAAUUUGGAGGACAAUGAUGCCUUUGCUUCUUCUAAGAAGUAUGAGAGUGAUAGCUUUUCAGAACCAAAGAAGUAUGAUCUACCUGGUUUUGCUGUGAUUAAGACACCAAAAGGUCAUAUAGCAGUAGAACUCUUUAAGGACGGUUCUCCAGAAAUUGUUGACAGAUUCCUCGACUUGUGUCAAAAAGGAUUCUUUAAAGGGAUGGCAUUCAGACAUGUGAUUAAAAACUACGUGAUUCAUGGUGGAAAUUCCCAAGGGAUUGGAAUAGCUGAAGACUGGAUAUCCAGGGGGAAGGUGCACAGUGAACUCACUACAAGCCCAAAGCAUGAAGCAUUUAUGCUUGGAACUUCAAAGAAUAAGCACGAUGGCAAGGGAUUUGAGCUUUUUAUCACAACUGCACCAAUACCAGAUUUAAACGAUAAGAUACUUGUGUUUGGACGAGUCAUCAAGGGUGAGGAUGUGGUCCAGGAAAUCGAAGAGGUGGAUACUGACGAGCAUUAUCAGCCUAAAUCUAAUGUAGGAAUCAUUGAUGUCACUCUUAAACGUGAGAUCUAAAAUCCGAACCGAGCUAGUGUAAAGUUUUCCCAGUGCCACUCUGUUGUUUCCUGUGUGUCACAAUGCAUUGUUUUUACUUCUUGAUCUUUGAUCUCCCAUGUGAUCAUGCAUCUCAUUCUCUCUUUAUUUUUUCUAAUUUUACUGCUAAUUUUGUUUUGUAUUUUCCAGUGGGGGCAAUGGGGGUAGGAUAUAUUUUGAGUAGGUUUGAUAUGGAUGUUUUAGUUAAAAGGUUCCACAUCUUGGUUUUUGAUAUAAUACAACAUUGGGUUAAAUUUCACUUAAAUCUUUUACUGUUCUGUGGCCAUAA